GUGGCUCCCGCCUGUAAUACCAGCACUUUGGGAGGCUGAGAUGAAAAGAUUGCUUGAGGCCAGGAGUUCAAGACCAGCCCGAACAACACAGUAAGACUUGCUCUCUACAAAAAAAUAAACCAAAUUAGCUGGGCAUGGUGGCAUGUGCCUGUAGUCCCAGCCACUCAGGAGGCUGAGGCGGGAGGAUCGCUUUGAGCCACAGUGUUCGAGGAUGCAGUGAGCUGAGAUUGUGACACUGAACUUGAGCCUAGGUGACUGGGCGAGACCAUGUCUUAAAAAAAAAAAUUACACGGAUCUCCCACCAGUCACAGAAAGCGGCUCUGACCCAGCUGAAGUAAUUCUUUCCACUGCCCCAGAACCCACCCACGGGAGCAGGCAGCUGGGUUGGCAGGGCGGGGUGGGGCGGCCUUGGAAUAGGGGCUGUGGCAGUACACAGAGACCCUGCUGCGCUGGCUGUGGGGCUGACGAGAAACUACUAAAGUUCUUGGGGAAGCAAAGUAGAAUUUCGUAAGAACAAAAUGGAUGGCGAGAAGAAAACCUACGGUGGCUGUGAAGGCCCUGACGCCUUGUAUGUCAAAUUGAUAUUAUCUGACGGCCACGAAUUUAUUGUCAAAAAAGAACGUGCAUUAACAUCGGGCACGAUAAAAGCCAUGUUGAGUGGCCCAGGUCAAUUUGCUGAGAACGAAGCCGAUGAGGUCCAUUUUAGAGAGAUCCCUUCACAUGUGCCAUCAAAAGUAUAUGCAUUAUGCAUGUGUUUUAUGUACAAGGUUCGCUACACUAACAGCUCCACUGAGAUUCCCGAAUUCCCAGUUGUGCCUGAAAUUGCACUAGAACUGCUGAUGGCUGCGAACUUCCUAGAUUGUUAA
Messenger RNA from Pan troglodytes (chimpanzee), 866 nucleotides. RefSeq names its product elongin-C-like. The transcript has 2 exons. Gene Ontology annotation, biological process: ubiquitin-dependent protein catabolic process. NCBI's taxonomy places the organism in Eukaryota, Metazoa, Chordata, Mammalia, Primates, Hominidae. The record is from RefSeq and is a predicted model, not a curated record. Bases 519 to 866 code for a protein of 115 amino acids.